Molecule: messenger RNA, 1934 nt
Organism: Ceratotherium simum simum (southern white rhinoceros)
Lineage: Eukaryota; Metazoa; Chordata; Mammalia; Perissodactyla; Rhinocerotidae
Source: RefSeq, a predicted model, not a curated record
CGCGGCCGACGCUCGCUUCCUCCGUUGGGGACCCGGCUUCACACGGCCUGAACGCCCAGUCGUUUGUGUUCUGCUCGCCCACAGCGGCCAGAGCCGACGUUAGCGGCCGCAGUCCCGGCCGGACAGGCCCUGCGUCUCGGCCGCCGCCGCCGCCUGGCCGCGCGGCCCGCUCCGAGGCGCUCGUUCUCGCCCCACCCUCCCUCUCCCCCUUCACGGAAACGACAGCUGCGGCGGCGGGGCUGGCGCCGCCUCCCUCCACCUACCACGUCUGCCCCCGCCACUGUCGCCCGGCGCCCCAGCCCGGCCGCGGCGCCCCCGCCUCCCCGCUAGGUCAGCCGGCAGCUCCGCCCGGCGGCAGCCCAGGAUGAACAUCAUGGACUUCAACGUCAAGAAGCUGGCGGCCGACGCGGGCACCUUCCUCAGUCGUGCCGUGCAGUUCACAGAAGAAAAGCUUGGCCAGGCAGAGAAGACAGAAUUGGAUGCUCACUUAGAGAACCUCCUUAGCAAAGCUGAAUGUACCAAAAUAUGGACAGAAAAAAUAAUGAAACAGACUGAAGUGUUAUUGCAGCCAAAUCCAAAUGCCAGGAUAGAAGAAUUUGUUUAUGAGAAACUGGAUAGAAAAGCUCCAACUCGUAUAAACAACCCAGAACUUUUGGGACAAUAUAUGAUUGAUGCAGGGACUGAGUUUGGCCCAGGAACAGCUUAUGGUAAUGCACUUAUUAAAUGUGGAGAAACACAAAAACGAAUUGGAACAGCAGACAGAGAGCUGAUUCAAACAUCAGCCUUAAAUUUUCUCACUCCAUUAAGAAACUUUAUAGAAGGAGAUUACAAAACAAUUGCUAAAGAAAGGAAACUAUUACAAAAUAAGAGACUGGACUUGGAUGCUGCAAAAACCAGACUAAAAAAGGCAAAAGCUGCAGAAACUAGAGCUUCACAACUAAACUCAGCUCGCCUUGAAGGAGAUAACAUUAUGGUAAAUUUCUCUUACAUGCUCAACUUCCUGCAUGUAAAAUGGCUGAAGAUUUGGGCAGAGGAAGUGACAAAAUCUGAACAGGAAUUAAGAAUAACUCAGAGUGAAUUUGAUCGUCAAGCAGAGAUUACCAGACUUCUGCUGGAGGGAAUCAGCAGUACACAUGCCCAUCACCUCCGCUGUCUGAAUGACUUUGUAGAAGCCCAGAUGACUUACUAUGCACAGUGUUACCAGUACAUGUUAGACCUCCAGAAACAGCUGGGAAGUUUUCCAUCCAGUUAUCACUGUAACAACAAUCAGACUCCUGUGGCACCUAUACCAUCUGCUUCAUCAAAUGUGAUUGGUUCUUCUGCCUUGACUUCCACAAGUGGCCUAGUAAUCGCCUCUCCUUCCAACCUCAUUGACCUUAAGGAGUGCAGUGGCAGCAGGAAGGCCAGGGUGCUGUAUGAUUAUGAUGCUGCAAACAGUAGUGAAUUAUCACUUCUGGCAGAUGAGGUGAUCACUGUGUUCAGUGUCGUUGGAAUGGAUUCAGACUGGCUUAUGGGGGAAAGGGGAAAUCAGAAGGGCAGGGUGCCAAUUACCUACUUAGAACUGCUCAAUUAAAUAGGUGGACUAUGGAAAGAUUACCCAACAUGAUACCAUAUUUAUAUACAAUUAACUCUAAAUAAAGCAGGUUUAAGUAUCUUCCAUGUUAAUGUCUUAAGAGACUGAGAAGAAAAUACCAGCCUUCAGAAACUGGCCUUUCUGCCAAUAAAGUUGCAUGGUAAAUAUUUCAUUACAAAAUUUAUGUUAGAGCUUUCAUGCCAAGAAUGUUUUCUUAUAAAAUUCUCUUUCUACUGAGGUUUCACUAAUAAGCAGCUUCUACUUUUGAGCCCCAACUUAAAGCAGAAGAACUGUUUUCUACUGAAUUUUUCAUUAAUGGCAAGCUUUUUCUUUUAUGUAAAAUAAAUUUAUUGUGACUUGA